Messenger RNA from Hyposmocoma kahamanoa, 1148 nucleotides. RefSeq names its product ommochrome-binding protein-like. The transcript has a single exon. NCBI's taxonomy places the organism in Eukaryota, Metazoa, Arthropoda, Insecta, Lepidoptera, Cosmopterigidae. Bases 1 to 807 code for a protein of 268 amino acids. The record is from RefSeq and is a predicted model, not a curated record.
AUGAAGUUACUCAUCAUCACCUCACUCUUCAUAGCAGUGAACGCCCAGAACUGCAGUCAAGUCUAUUUCGGAAACCGUUAUUAUAAAUUGGAACUUCUCAAAGAAGGUUUAAAUAACGUUCAAGAUCUAAAACUGAACCCUAACGACAAUACCUUAUAUUUCAUUAUUGAUCAGAUAGCUAAAUGGCCAACCAAAGCCCUAGGAUACUUAAAUAUAGACAAUAAAGAAUCAGGUAUAAUCGAAGGUAUAAGAAACGCUACUACUAUAGCCAUAGACAAAGAUUACAACAGGGUAUAUGUUGGCGGUUCAGAUGGAAUAUACAGAAUUAAUGAUAAAAAAACACCUGAAAUCUUACCUAUAAGAGAUAGCAUUCACAGCAUGUUUUUUAAAAACGCCCUAUUCUAUACUAAUAAAAGAAAACAAGCUUAUAUUUACGAAAAUAAUUACAUAAACCCCAUAUAUGAAUUGCAAGGCGUAGAAGCUGAAAAUAUAAUGCUAGAUGAUGACAAUAAUAUCUUUUUUACACAAGGUAAGACUCUGUUUCGUGUAAAAAUGGGUACUAAAGCUAUCAAUUCUCAUGAGAAAUAUAGAGUUGACGUGUUGGCUGCAGAUGGUUAUUUCAAACCUUAUAUAAGUACAAAAGAAGGUGUAUAUGUAUACAAUAAGUAUAAAUACGUGUUCGAUAAGGUGUCUUCCAUUGUUUAUGUAAAAGCUUUGACAUUUACUAAAAAUGAUGAACCUAUUUUUUGUGCUUUUGAUAAAUUGAUUAGAUUAACUAGUAACAGUGAUAUUUGUUUGACACAAUAGUAUGGGAUGGUUACAGACCUUGUUGCGGAGUUUUCACAUUAGCUAUGUCGUAUAGAAGAGUACUCAGAAUCUAGUUGACACCGGUUUUUUGUGAAAUUACACCACUAGUUUGUUACGAUUCCCACUAAGAUCAAACACAAAGAAUAAUUCCUUGGAUCUGUGCGCCAAACUAAGGCCACCAAUAAGAAGAUUCAUAAAUUCAUUCAAAAGUCGAAACAAUGCAAAUGCCUUUGUGACCAGGCUAUAUUCAUUAUUUAGUUGAUCAAGUUUACUCAGAACCUAGGCAAAAACCACUUUAAAAAAAAUUCAUUUCAAUAUUGGUUCUACCGGGAAUGCAAAAA